Messenger RNA from Ogataea haglerorum, 654 nucleotides. RefSeq lists its product as uncharacterized. The transcript has 2 exons. Bases 1 to 654 code for a protein of 217 amino acids. Gene Ontology annotation, molecular function: oxidoreductase activity. The record is from RefSeq and is a predicted model, not a curated record. Lineage: Eukaryota; Fungi; Ascomycota; Pichiomycetes; Pichiales; Pichiaceae.
AUGGCCCCCGCGCAAUCCCUGCUGCUGAACACGGGACGCAAAAUCCCCACCGUGGGUCUCGGAGUCUACAAAACUCCUGCUGAACAGUGUACUUCACUUAUCUACGAGGCUUUGAACGUCGGUUAUCGCCACAUCGACUCCGCCGCUCUCUACGACAACGAGGAGGAAGUUUGCGAGGGAAUUGCCCAAUGGCUCGCUGAGGACCCUUCGCGCAAGCGUGAGGAUAUCUUCUAUACGACCAAGAUCGGAGAUGGAUCCCACGGGUACGAAAAGGCGAAAAACGCCAUCAAGGUGUCGCUGGAAAAGGCAAAAAAGAUCCAGUACAUUGACCUGAUUCUGAUCCACUCGCCACAGUCGGACUGCGAGAGAAGACACGGGACCUGGAAGGCAUUGGAGGAGGCCUACGAGGCAGGCACGGUGAAGAACAUUGGCGUCUCGAAUUAUGGCGUGAAGCAUCUGAAGGAGCUUCUGGCGUACCCGGACCUCAAGAGGCCAGAAAGUUGCCGACCCCGUGGUCGUGAAAAUGGGCGAGAAGUACAACAAAACCGCCGCUCAGAUCCUCAUAAGGUGGUCUCUCGAACAAGGUUUCAUCACCCUGCCGAAGACCGCCACCAAGGCCCGACUGGCCCCGAACCUCGACGUGUUCAGCUUUGA